This is a messenger RNA of Larimichthys crocea (large yellow croaker), 6151 nucleotides long. RefSeq names its product glutamate receptor ionotropic, kainate 5. NCBI's taxonomy places the organism in Eukaryota, Metazoa, Chordata, Actinopteri, Sciaenidae. Gene Ontology annotation, molecular function: ligand-gated monoatomic ion channel activity; signaling receptor activity. Gene Ontology annotation, cellular component: membrane. The record is from RefSeq and is a predicted model, not a curated record. Gene Ontology annotation, biological process: monoatomic ion transport. Bases 1977 to 5402 code for a protein of 1141 amino acids. The transcript has 21 exons.
AGAGAGAGGAGGAGAGGGGGAGCUGAAUGCAGUCCAGCCUCUGCGCCGCGAACAGCAGCCAGUCCGACACUGAAGGACACGGAGAGAGGAGAGAGGAGAGAGGAGGAGGGAAACUAACAGGAGAUAAAAGAAGAGAGAUUUACUCCUUCCAUCCUGAUCUCUGUCUGCGUGACAGCGAGCGCUCGGAUAAGGAGGACGAACAGCAGCAGGAGGUAAAGACAGAAGAAGCAGAGAGGAGGAGGUGGUGGAGGAGGAGGUGGUGUUGGAGGUCCCUGUGUUCCUCUCCUCACGGCCGUCGGUGUCAUUGCGGCAGCUGGGCGAGUGUCGGUGUCAGGUGGAUGUGGAGUAAAGCUGGGAUCUGCGAUCACGAGGAGUUCGCUGCUGUUUGUCUGUUGCACCUUUUUCUCUCUCUCUCUCCUCCGGUGCAGACGCUCUAUUCGCUCUGUCGGUCGAUGGACUACCACUCUGCUGCUCUCUCUCUUUUUUCCUUACCGUAACUGUGCCGGCACCACGACCGGCGUCCGCUGGCUCGCCCACGGAGACGAGAAGCAGAUGGGUCUCGUCAGAUCCGCCUCAGCGUGGCGUUCAUUUCCCAGCAUGCCACAGGUGUGACCCCACCCUCACAAACAGCUCCCUGGCCAAUCAACAUGUCUUCCUCAGAGGUGCCAUGGCAACCGCAUCCGCUCAAAGACUGAGCGGUCCCCGGCUGCUGCACUGAGGGCGGAGCAAAGGAUUGUGGGACGUGGAUGUAAACAAACGGACAGAGACAGAAACAGGAGUCUUUGUUUGUCUGAAGAUGUCGACUCGCAGGAGGUGACGCGCCGCACGCUCUGUCAUGUAGCCGCCGCCGACCUGCACAACAUCCUGUUUUUAACAAGCACACACACACACACACACACACACACACACACACACACACUGAGCGAGGACUUAUAAAGCGUUACCGGGUUAUUAUCAUCCGCGCCGCUUCCUAUUUUCAUCUUUAAUCUUCGCAUUCUGAGUAAUCAUCUUUUUAAUUAAUGGCGACGGCGGCGUGAAAUCUUCCAUCACCGCCCUCCCCUCCUCCCUCCUCCCUCCCUCCUCCCUCCCUCUCUCUCUCUCUCUCUCCCCUUCCCGCCACCGCCGCCGCCAGGGACACCUGAAACCAAUUAGCAGCAGCAGAUCUGGACGGGGAUUAGACGCAGGACGAGCCGCAGAGAUUAGAUCCAAACACAGAGACGGCGAGGGGGUGAAGGAGGCGGGGGCAGAAGAGCAUCCCGUCAGUCAUUCUGGGUAAUCGAUAGGAGGGAGGAGCAGAGGGCGGGGCGUAUGGUGGACAUGGCGAGAUGGGAGUCAGCAGGUAGGGUCGACUGUAGGUGCCCCGAGUCUUGACUGACAGGCGCUCCAGCUCUUGGCUGGUCGCCACCAUCAGGCCAAUUAAGAGAAUUUGAUUAUCGGCCUUAAUCGACACACACCGUGAUCUCCACCCGUCUGAGUGUCUUCUCCUUCGUCUCAUCCACAAACAAGAUCUUAGGUCUUUUUCCAGGAGGAAGCGGCCUCCUUCUCCUCCUCCUCCUCCUCCUCCUCCUUUGACUCGUGUCCGAGGUCACACAGGUUUCCUCCUCUUCUCUUUCCUCGGUUUCAGUCCUCCUUCCAGACUCUCCUCCUCCUCCUCCCGUGGUGGACAUGACCUCUCUGUGUGUCCCUGCAGCCUCGUAUCAAGCGUGAGAUAAAGGGAGAGGGACUGAGACUGAGACGGAGACAGACACCCUCGAGCUCACCUCCUCUUUUUUAAAAGUCGUCUCCACCCUGGAGCUUCACCAGCGCCUCCUCCUGUGGAUCGUACACUCCUCCGUCCGUCUGUCCUGGACCCGCUGAGAUUAAACUGGCUUCCAUCAUCCGGAGGAAUCUUUUGAUAUCGGCUCCUGGUGUCGUCAUCUUCAUUCUGUGGCGGUACAGGCAGCCAGCAGACCAUUCUCCAUGAGGAGCAGUGGAAGAUGCCGGCUCUGCCAGCACUGCUGCUGUCGAUUUACGUCGUUGUCCUGCUGCUGACCAUGGCACCGCUCUCCUUCAGCCAGGCCAACACCCUCUCUGCCGUCCGGAUGGCGGCCAUUUUGGACGACCAGUCAGUGUGUGGUCAUGGCGAGCGUCUGGCGCUGGCUCUGGCGAGGGAGAACAUCAACAGUCUGAUGGCGGAAACCUCCCAGGCGAGGGUGGAGGUGGACGUCUACGAGCUGCAGAAGGACUCCCAGUACGACACCACCGACACCAUGUGUCAGAUCCUGCCCAAGGGCGUGGUCUCAGUGAUCGGCCCCGCCUCCAGCCCCGCCUCCGGGUCCACCAUCAGCCACAUCUGUGGGGAGAAAGAGAUCCCUCACGUGAAGAUCGGUCCUGAGGAAACCCCGAAGCUGCCGUACCUUCGCUUCGCCUCGGUGACUCUUUACCCGAGUAACGAGGACCUGAGCCUGGCCAUCGGAUCCAUCCUGCGCUCCUUCGGUUACCCGACAGCAAGCCUCGUCUGUGCCAAAGCAGAGUGCCUGCUGCGAUUGGAGGAGCUGGUCCACCGCUUCCUCAUCUCCAGGGAGACGCUGUCGGUGCGAAUGCUGGACGACAGCCUGGACCCCACCCCCCUGCUGAAGGAGAUCCGAGACGACAAGGUGGCCACCAUCAUCAUCGACGCCAACGCCUCCAUCUCCUACCACAUCCUCCGGAAGGCGAACGAGCUGGGGAUGACAUCAGCCUUUUACAAGUACAUCCUCACCACCAUGGACUUCCCUCUGCUGCGGCUGGACGACGUGGUGGACAAUCAGUCCAACAUCGUGGGCUUCUCCAUGCUGAACGGCAGUCACCCCUUCUACCUGGAGUUCCUCAGGAGCCUCAACCUGUCCUGGAUGGAAGGAUGCGACAUCAGCCCGUACCCAGGACCAGCGCUGUCAUCAGCUCUGAUGUUCGAUGCGAUUCACGUGGUGGUGAGCGCCGUGCGGGAGCUGAACCGCAGUCAGGAGAUCGGAGUGAAGCCGCUGAGCUGCACCUCCCCGCUCAUCUGGCAGCAUGGAACGAGCCUCAUGAACUACCUGCGCAUGGUGGAGUACGACGGUCUGACGGGUCACAUUGAGUUCAACAGCAAAGGCCAGAGGACCAAUUACACCCUGAGGAUCCUGGAGAAACACCCCGGGGGCCAUAAAGAGAUUGGUACCUGGUACUCCAACAACACGUUGGCCAUGAACUCCACCUCCCUGGACCUCAACGCGUCGGAGACGCUGGCUAACAAGACGCUAAUCGUCACCACAAUACUGGAAAACCCGUACGUGAUGCGUAAGUCCAACUAUCAGGACUUUCAGGGGAACAACCAGUACGAAGGUUUCUGUGUGGACAUGCUGCGCGAGCUGGCAGACAUCUUGAAGUUCUCCUUCAAGAUCAAGCUGGUGGACGACGGACUGUACGGAGCCCCGGAGCCCAACGGCAGCUGGACCGGCAUGGUGGGAGAGCUGAUCAACAGGAAAGCCGACCUGGCGGUCGCCGGCUUCACCAUCACGUCAGAGCGAGAGAAGGUGAUCGACUUCUCCAAACCCUUCAUGACUCUGGGGAUCAGCAUCCUGUACCGGGUUCACCUGGGUCGUAAACCGGGUUACUUCUCCUUCCUGGACCCGUUCUCUCCGGCUGUCUGGCUCUUCAUGCUGUUGGCCUACCUCGCCGUCAGCUGCGUCCUCUUCCUCGCCGCCAGACUCAGCCCGUACGAGUGGUACAACCCGCACCCGUGCCUGCGCGAGCGGCGGGACGUCCUGGAGAACCAGUACACGCUGGGGAACAGUCUGUGGUUCCCCGUGGGCGGCUUCAUGCAGCAGGGCUCCGAGAUCAUGCCCCGGGCUCUGUCCACCCGCUGCGUCAGCGGAGUCUGGUGGGCGUUCACGCUCAUCAUCAUCUCGUCGUACACGGCCAACCUGGCGGCGUUCCUGACGGUGCAGAGGAUGGAGGUUCCCAUCGAGUCUCCGGACGAUCUGGCCGACCAAACCAACAUCCAGUACGGGACCAUCCACGGAGGAUCCACCAUGACCUUCUUCAUGAACUCGCGGUACCAGACGUACCAGCGGAUGUGGAACUACAUGUACUCCAAGCAGCCCAGCGUGUUCGUGAAGAGCACGGAGGAAGGCAUCGCCCGAGUCCUCAACUCCAAGUACGCCUUCCUGAUGGAGAGCACCAUGAACGAGUACUACCGCAGCCUCAACUGCAACCUGACGCAGAUCGGAGGUCUGCUGGACACCAAAGGAUACGGCAUCGGCAUGCCGCUGGGCUCUCCAUACAGAGACGAGAUCACUCUGGGUAUCUUACAGCUGCAGGAGAGCAACAGGCUGGAGAUCCUGAAGAGGCGCUGGUGGGAGGGAGGACAGUGCCCCAAAGAGGAGGACCACCGAGCCAAAGGUCUUGGCAUGGAGAACAUCGGCGGGAUCUUCGUGGUCCUGAUCUGUGGCCUCAUCAUCGCCGUCUUCGUAGCCAUCAUGGAGUUUGUGUGGUCGACGCGCCGCACCGCCGAGACGGACGAGGUAAACCAUCAUCAUCAUCAUCCUCCUCCUCCUCCUCCUCUCUCGUCCUCCUCCACCUCCUGCCCCGCCCCCGGCCUCAACCUCAGCCCAGACACCUCAGUGUCUGUCUGUCAGGAGAUGCUGACGGAGUUUCGUAACGCUGUCUCCUGUAAGAAGAGUUCUCGUUCACGGCGCCGUCGUCCUCUGAGCAGCGCUGGGGGCGGAGUCUUGCGUCACCCGUCCCGCCUGGCUCUGGCCGCCCCUCGUCCGAUCCGAUUGGUCCGCGAGAUGCGUCUCAGCAACGGCAAACUGUACAGCGGCGCCGGUCCGCUGACGGGCGGGCUGGCGGGGCUUGGGGGAGGUCUGGGAGGAGGCCCUGAUUUGGGCCCGGGGCCACAGAGGCUCCUGGAGGACCCGCUAGGCGCCAACGCCACCGCCAGCACGCCACCUCCCCCUCCUCCUCCGGCAUCGGCGCUGGUGGCUCCACCCGCCCCGCCGCGGAGCUUCCUGCAGGGCUGCAGCCACGUGCGGAUCUGCCAGGAGUGUCGACGGAUCCAGAGUCUGAGGCCGACGGCGCUCACGCCUCCGCCGCCUCCUCCGCCCUCCUCGUCCUCCUCCGCCUCCUCCUGCUCCCGGAUACCUCCAUCCGUGGCCACACCGGGUCACCACCACCGCCACAACCCCCACCACCACCACCUCCACUACCACCACGGCUCCAUGUCGCUGCCCCGCCUCCCGCCUCCACCUCCUCCGAUACCAGCAGACAGAGCCGACAGCGACGGGGGCGGAGGCGUGGGGAGCCCUCGGCGAGGCAACACCAAACCGCUGCCACCACCCCGGCCGAUGCCCCCACCCAAGACGCCAACGCGACCGCCGACAGACUUACAUGGGGGGCAUGACUGAGCGGGCCGUCAGAGGGGUCAAAGGUCGUGGUUUUAGACCCUGGUUGAACUUUUUUGGCCCCGACGGCACCGCGGGGGGUCACUCAUUGGAUCAUACCAAGAACCGCCCCACAGGAGGGGGGGCGGGCGGAUCAAACCACUCUGAAUCAAACGUUACAUUUUGGAUCGAACCAGCUGAGGCGAGCGCCCGGAUCCAGGAGGGACAAACAGGAAGUGCCUGUCAAAUGGACGCCAUCCUGGGGCCUCCCGCCUCCCGCCUCCUCCCUCCUGCCUCGGCCAAUCAUCACACUCCGUGCCAAGCGAGGAGGACUCAGAGAGACAGGCUGUGUUCAUCAUCAGCACUCUGAGGUUUUACUGUUUGAAUACUGAACCAGGUGUUUGUAUAGAAGGAGAGCUCACACACACACACACACACACACACACACACACACACACACACACAGUUACAUCAUGUGUCAAUCAUGUGGACGUCUCUGGAGGAUGUAGCUCCCCGCUGAUGCUCACCUGGAGGUUGGAGGCGGUUCUUCUUCUCCUCUGUGCAGCAUCACAUUCACCAAGUAAAGACACAGCGAGGCGUCCUGAUGGCUGUCGACCUGACGGGGUUUGACCCAAUCACAGACGAGUAUUUCAUGUUUAGCUCCUCCUGCUUCAGAUGGAUGUCUGUCAGGACGCCGUUAGCUUAGCUUAGCAGAAAGAUGAGUAAAAAGAAACCUGCAGUUCCUCUAACGUCCACCUGAGGCUGGCUCCAGC